AUGCACCCACCUGGUGCACCCGCCUGGUGCACCCACCCUGAUGCACCCACCUGGUGCACCCGCCUGCACCCACCUGGCACCUGCCUCCGUACCCACCUGGAUGCACCCACCUGGUGCACCCGCCUGGUGCACCUGCCUGGUGCACCCACCUGGUGCACCUGCCUGGUGUACCCACCUGUGCACCCACCAGGUGCACCCACCUGGUGCACCCGCCUGGUGUACCCGCCUGGUGCACCCACCUGGUGUACCCGCCCAGGCACCCACCUGGUGUACCCGCCUGCACCACCUGGUGCACCCACCUGCGUACCCACUGGUGUACCCACCUGGUGCACCCGCCCGGUGCACCACCUGAUGCACCCGCCUGGCGUGCACCCACCUGGCACCCUGCCUGGUGCACCCACCUGCGUACCCGCCCGGUGUACCCACCGGCAUACCCACCUGGUGCACCCGCCUGGUGUACCCACCUGGUGCACCCGCCCGGUGUACCCACCUGAUGUACCCGCCUGGUACCCGCCCGGUGUACCCACCUGA
Molecule: messenger RNA, 531 nt
Organism: Homarus americanus (American lobster)
Lineage: Eukaryota; Metazoa; Arthropoda; Malacostraca; Decapoda; Nephropidae
Product: proline-rich extensin-like protein EPR1
Exons: 1
Coding region: 1-531 (176 amino acids)
Source: RefSeq, a predicted model, not a curated record